This is a messenger RNA of Drosophila innubila, 1026 nucleotides long. RefSeq lists its product as uncharacterized. The transcript has a single exon. Bases 383 to 604 code for a protein of 73 amino acids. NCBI's taxonomy places the organism in Eukaryota, Metazoa, Arthropoda, Insecta, Diptera, Drosophilidae. The record is from RefSeq and is a predicted model, not a curated record.
AAAGUUCUAUUCGCUAGCACAUUCUGUCUAGCCUCAGUUAACACUCAGGUGUCAAUGCAUACGGUACGGAAAGUCGGCGUACGCUUCUCGACAACAGCAACAGAUACAAGCAGAUAUACAAAAAAAUAUAUAUACAUACAAAUAUAUAUAAUUAUAUGCAUAUACGACAUUUAAUUAGCAUACGCGCUUCAGUUCGUCGCACUCGUUCUUUGACUCUGCCUUCCGAACAACGUACAACUUCCUCAGUUCCCAAAUUCUCUCAGACUCACAGUGUCGCUGUCACAAAACUCUCUCUUUCUGUCGCUCUAUAUAUAUAUAUUACACAUAUAUAUAUAUACAAUACAAAAUAAAAACAUCAACAAUUUGGAAUACUCGUAUAACAAUGUUGGAUCCCAUUUCGGAUACACCGCUGGUUUUGGCCUAUGUCUUCAUGUCGCUGCUGGUGUUGAUUGUCUGCUUUAUAAUCUUCAAUGUGGUGCAUAAAGUCUAUCGUGGCAUGUCCACCAAAGACACUAUCGGGGUCGGUGUGGGCGUGGGCGUGUCACUUACCAGUCCAUUGAAGACAACCGCGCUGCUGGAAGUGGAUGCUAUGAAAACCGGUUAAGCAACGAAUUUGAAGAACGGCAACUGCGACUGCGACUGACGAUGCUCUCGGAGAAAACGGAAUCUCAAAGCAGAGGCCACAAACUAUAUUAAAGUUCGCAUACAACGUAGAUGUGGUUCAGAGAGCGACGGAGACAGUAGCAGAAGCAGAAACAGCAGCAGCAACAAACACAUUGUACAUAGCCACAUAAAUAGUAAUUAGUCUUAGUCUGUAAAUACAUCUAAAACUAGUGCUUACAAACCACUUAAACUAUUAUAUACAUCUACAUAUAUGUAAAACACGCACUAUACUGUGGGGUCGAUGGGUGGGCAGUCACUAGUCACUUUAGUUUUAGGUUUAGCUUAACAACUUCGUCAUGCCUGACAUUGAUAUUGUAAAUAAAAUAAAAUCAUAUACCAAUAUACAAAUACAACUCGAUAUUA